GGGACGCAAGCAGCGCAGAACCCGGAUGCUGAUGCUGCUCGUGUCGGAUGGGGAGAAGGGAUACAGGGAGAGUGAACGCUAGAAACCAGAGAAAGGCCCCACUGACAGAGGAGCUGCUAUCCUUGCGGUCACAAGGCAACCGAGGCGAACGGAUUAAAGCCAGGCGGUUUCAAGCGACUGUAACGCAAACUCGAGAGAAUGACUCCACGCGCGGUAGCCGAGGCGACGGGAGGAGAGCGCGAGAAGAUGCUGUGAUGUGCACAUAGCCAGCGCGCGCGAGCGAGCGGGAGGCAGGGAGGGAGGGAGGAGGCUCCUACGGUAGUUAAAGAUGCUUGUAUUUUGACCAGCAAUGUGUUCCGUACGAAUAAAGCCACGGAUUUCUGCGCAAACACUAUAGCUUACAAAAGCGCAAUGUACACUUGGCACGCGCUCGGUGGCGGAUUAAUUGGCGGAUGCAUGUGACGGAAGACCCCGAGGCUCUCUUUCGCCAAAGGGUGGCUGUUUUCUCCCGUAUAAUUCUCCCAUAUUUCCGGAUGUGAGGCCUGGAAGAUACCGUAGUUUAUAUCAGGCACAUCGGGACGCUCAUUCUUUAGAUCCAAACAUUUCUUAAAAUAAAACACUUUGAAGAGUCAGUGACAAAAGAAAGAUUCACUUAAUCGUAGACAGAACACGUAUAAGGUGUCACAAACCGGAUGUGCGGUUCUUUCGCAGAAUAGAUGUGGCCAAGUUUUUAAUAAAUAGGUCACUUGCAGUUUGGCAAUAACGUAAUAUAGUUUUGAAGAUAAGAUGCCGGUUAAAGCAAACUGAUGAUUAAACCAGGCUGCCUAUUAUUCCUGUUAUCUUUACCUGUCUUCUAUAUUCAUAAUCAUUUUAGUGUCAUUCACAGCUAUUAUCUGAUGUAGUCAUAUAGUAGCCUGUCGGCCCACAUUUAAUCGUGUCCCCUCAUCAUUCAUCCAACAGUAGCCACAGUCGCAAUAACAGCGUAAAGUUUGGCGUAUAGGCUCGGCUGGACAAGCCCCUCUCUGUUUAUAUCUGAUUUUUUCAAACGUAAAAUGCAAGCGAUCCAUUUCCACGAACUUUAAGGAGACGGCAGAUGUUUGGGAGUAGGCCACGACACUGACAUCACGUCCCAGCAUCCCUGUGUCAUCGCUCACCGUCUGUGAUGUCUGUACGGCGGAGCUAUUACGUGAGCAGGACAGGCACCGGUGGAUACAUUGUGAAAAUACACUGAGUUACCCGCUUGUAUUGUGACACAGAAGCUCUGCCGAACGAAAUGUCCAGCAAGGAGUUGUCGGGGAGUCAGGCAGCUCAGUAUGUCGGGCCAUACCGACUGGAAAAGACGCUGGGGAAGGGCCAGACAGGUCUGGUGAAGUUAGGAAUUCAUUGUAUCACAGGACAGAAGGUGGCCAUAAAGAUAGUUAACAGAGAAAAGCUAUCAGAGUCUGUUCUUAUGAAAGUGGAGAGAGAGAUAGCUAUUCUUAAACUAAUAGAGCACCCUCAUGUCCUAAAACUUUAUGAUGUGUACGAGAAUAACAAAUAUCUGUAUCUAGUGCUGGAACAUGUAUCUGGUGGGGAGCUAUUUGACUACCUGGUAAAGAAAGGCAGAUUGACGCCUAAAGAGGCUCGAAAGUUUUUCAGACAAAUUAUAUCUGCUCUGGACUUCUGUCACAGUCAUUCUAUAUGCCACAGAGAUCUUAAGCCUGAAAACCUCCUGCUUGAUGAGAAGAAUAAUAUCAGGAUUGCUGACUUUGGCAUGGCCUCCCUACAGGUUGGGGACAGUCUGCUGGAGACCAGCUGUGGAUCACCCCAUUAUGCAUGUCCCGAGGUCAUCAGGGGAGAGAAAUACGAUGGACGUCGGGCAGAUGUAUGGAGCUGUGGGGUUAUUCUCUUUGCUCUGCUGGUGGGAGCGUUGCCCUUUGACCAUGAUAACCUGCGUCAGCUGUUGGAGAAGGUGAAGAGUGGGGUAUUUCACAUGCCUCACUUCAUUCCUCCAGACUGCCAGGCUCUCCUCCGUGGCAUGAUUGAAGUUAACCCUGAGAAACGCCUCACGUUGGAAGAAAUACAAAAGCACCCCUGGUAUCAAGGGGGCAGGAACGAGCCGUGUCCAGAGCAGCCACCCCCGAGGCGUGUGUGUGUGAAGAGGAUUCUGUCUCUUACAGAUCUGGACCCUGAUGUUCUGGAGAGCAUGCACUCCCUGGGUUGCUUUAGAGACCGUGUCAAGCUCACCAGAGACCUGCAGUGUGCAGAAGAAAACCAGGAGAAGUUGAUCUACUAUCUUCUGUUGGACAGAAAGGAGCGCUACCCUAGUUAUGAAGAUGAACAUCUUCCACCCAGAAAUGAUGUUGAUCCUCCCCGUAAGCGGGUGGACUCGCCCAUGUUGACCCGUCAUGGGCGCUGUCGGCCGGAGAGAAAGAGUCUGGAGGUACUGAGUGUGACAGAGCAGGGCUCUCCGACACCUCCCCGCAGAGCACUGGAUACCUCUGCACAUAGCCAGAGGUCUCGGUCAGUUAGCGGAGCUUCAACCGGCCUCUCAUCCAGUCCCCUCAACAGCCCUCGAAGCCCAGUUUUCACUUUCAGCCAAACUGAAGUCACCUCUGCUUCCACCACCCAGUCCAAAGACCCCAAAGCAGGAAGUUCCACCACAGCCCGGGCGUCCCAACGUGUGCCUGACCAAAAAACUCAGACCCUACCCUCAAAAGCAGCCUCUGACCGUCCCCACCUGCAGUCUAUGAAGUCCCUCCCCCUGCAGACUCCUCCGUCUCCUUCGCCCUCCCCCUCUCCGCUCCCGUCCCCCAUCCCUCGCUUCUUCUUCCCUGCUCCUUCUGUCCUGAAGUCUGUCACUAAGACCAUCUAUCCUAACACUUCCCAUGUGUCGCAGGUCACCCCACAGGGCUCCCCGCUCCCCACCCCUCUGGGGACCCCUGUGCACCAUCCUCAGCACCCCCCUCCCACCCCGCCCUCCUCCUCCUCCUCUUCUUCCUCCUCACGAGCUGAAGGAGGUGGUGGUGUUGGUGGUGGUUCCAUGUCCUUAACCCCACCCUCCAGUCCUGGGGGAAGUGGUGGAAUGGCUGCCAGUAGUUCAGCCCACUGGAGGACACGCCUCAACUCCUUCAAGAACAACCUGCUGGGUUCGCCACGCUUCCACCGCCGAAGGCUACAGGUUCCUACGUCAGAAGAUAUGUCCAGUUUAACUCCAGAGUCCAGCCCAGAGCUGGCAAAGAAGUCGUGGUUUGGAAAUUUCAUCAGUCUGGAAAGGGAAGAGCAAAUUUUUGUGGUUAUCAGAGACAAGCCACUAAGCUCAAUCAAGGCUGACAUUGUCCAUGCCUUCCUAUCAAUUCCCUCCCUGAGUCACAGUGUCAUCUCUCAGACAAGUUUCCGGGCGGAGUACAAGUCCUCCGGAGGUCCGUCUGUCUUCCAGAAGCCUGUCAAAUUUCAGGUUGACAUCGCCUUUUCUGAGGGAGAGAGAGAACGAGAGAGGGACAAAGAGAGAGAAAGGGAGGGAAGGAGAGAGACUGGCAUCUACAGCGUCACCUUCACCCUGUUAUCAGGUCCUAGUCGCAGGUUUAAAAGAGUGGUAGAGACCAUUCAAGCUCAGCUUCUCAGUACACAUGACCAGCCCUCUGUGCAGGCGCUUGCAGAUGAGAAAAAUGGGCUUUCAUCUCGCCCACCCAGCACACCGACCCGUCAGAACUCUCGUCGCUCAGAGGGCGGAGGUGAUCGCGGUGAGCGACCAGAACGCAGCGAUCGAGGAGAAGGGAGCAGUAUUGGCGGUAGUGCGAGUGUACUACAAAGGAAGGGGUCUGGCAAGGAUAAAACUCGCCUCCUUUCCUCAAAUGGGACCCAGUCUCAGCCCUAAAUGAACUAAUCAGACAAGCUUUUGAGCAUGUGGGGGCGAUCCCCGCUCUUGAUUCCCCCCAGACACGACUCCCUCAUAGUCCAUCUGCACAAUACACAACAACAGGUAUACUCAGCCUUGAUUUUCACAUUACUAGCGGAAACCCUGGGAUCCAACUGCAACAAUAGGAGAGUCAGGAGUCUAUCCACAUGGAAGUGUUCUUACAUGCAAAUAAUCGUCUGAUGAAAACAAUUACGAUAUCACUUAUCCUUCUUAGGAACAAAGGAUUUGAAAAAUGGAAGCAAGAUGUAUCGCUUAAUAUAAACUCCAGCUAUAAAUUAUUUCACACAGUACAAACAAGGAGAUUGACAUACCGGUGGACAUCCAGUGAUCUAAUGGCAACAAACUAUACAAGGAGGAACAAACACUAAGUGGGACAGGAAAGAAUGUCCCUAAAUCUUAUCAUCAUCAUCAUUAUUAUCAUAAGCAAUGAUCCAUCAGAAAAUCACAAAGAGCUGUUUGAGGUAGAGAAAAGCAAACAUGUCUGGAAAAAGAGGGAAGUUCUUCAUUCUUAACACCACUUGGAGCACAAAAAAAGGAUUUCUAGAACACUAUGUAAAGAAAAGAAUAGGGAUUUUUUGGAACGGGAAUCUAAAUUGUGUAACCCAAGAUGCUACUAUAGUCCUAUGUGACUAUACCUUCAUGAUCUGAGGACAGGUGAUGCCUUUAGCAAGAUGUUAAGUGUUGAAGAUAUAGGCUAUGUUUAACACUGAUUAUUCAAGCUUGUGCUGUAGAUCCUGGACUCUGUGAUAUGUUACAGAUCAAAUAAUCAGUCAGUGUCAGAUAUGCAGUGGAGAGCUGCCCACUGGAAGCUACAGUUAGUAUAAUUGGGCGGUUUUAAGUCAUUGCAGUUCUGAGAGUGUCUCAGAUCCACCCCACUCACUAAGCAGGGCACAGAGGGAUGAGCAGGCAUCUAGAUUUCCUAUGACAUGUUCACACGGAGACUAAACAAGAGGAACAAAAUAGCCAGUCACUCCCUUGUGUCAUACAAAGAAACAGCGGGAAACCUCCGCUGUUUUCUCAUGUGACUCCUGGUAGAACUUCCAUAAUAAGUGGAAGUCCACAAAAGUCUUUUUUUGGUUUCCACUUCGAAAUUUAUGUUGUAUUUUAGAGCUGAGAUGUGAAAUAUUUCCAUCAACAAAAUGAAGUGAAUGUCAAAAAACAAAUGUCUCAAAUUGUAAUUGAUUUAUUUAAAUAUAUUUAUUUCAGUGAAUAUUUAUUUAUUUAUUUAUUUAUUUAUUUGGGUUGGAUUGGAUUAGUGUUGAGUGUUGCUGGUAAAAUCAAAAUGAUUAGGGUAGAAAAUUUUAAAUUUAGAAUAUGGAAGAUAAACUCCCUACUUGUAUCUGUUCCCAAAUAUUUAAAAAACAAAGCUGCAAAUAUCCUUUCAAACUUUUCAAAAGCCUAAGAUAACCCAUCUCAUUUUCAUUUCAUUUUAAAUAAAAAAAGAAGCAAACUCACAAAGGAGAAAGCUGGAGAACAACUUUGAAAAUCAUCCAUGCAAUUACUCCAUGCCUUGGAUGUCUCCCACGGGGAAAAGACUUCAAAACCUUCCUGGAUGUAUGACGUAAAGACUGAAGUGAACCUUAUGGAAGCAGUGGAACAAAACAGAGGGAAUGAGAAGAAGGCCCGCUGUGUUCACUCUUCCUCUUUGAGAAUGUUACCCAGACAAGAGCGCAAAGUUUUGGACUCGUGCGUACUGGGCCAGCCCUUCGUACAAAACGCGAGCAGUAUUCUUUUUUCAAACACACACACACACACACAGACACAAGAAGACUCUCGUUCUGAAAUCUGACAAUAUGAAACAGAAUGAAUGAUAACUGGACUUUGAUACUGGAAUGCACUGUCCUAAAAAUAGAAUUGUAUUCAAACAAAUAGUUGUCCCUUUCCUCGCCCGCCCACGGGAAUCGGUGAAGUGCUCUCUUAAGUGCAGACUCAGGAUCAGUGGAGCUUUUUAGCUCAUUACAUUUAUGAAUGGGGGGAACCUGAUCCUGAAUAUCCACUUAAAAGCUCUUUCUCCAAUAAGCCUCUGCCCUUAAGCCCAGAAUCUGACCGUAAUGCUCCUCGCUCUCUCCCCCUCCCUCCAGUCCACUCUUUUCCUGAUGCAAGGAGCACUGAAUGCAAAGCAAGGUUUUGCUCUGGUCCUCCCUCUGCCACCAUCCCGCAGCCAUCACAUACACUCCUGCCCAAAAAUAUCAUAGCGGAAGACAAAGCUGAUUGAAUUGAAUUGAUUUUUCAAUAACACAUUGAAUAUAUUUCACUACUGUUGAAUGUUUAGGAGCUUUGUUCAUUAGAUAAACGGUGUACAUUCUUAUUUUAGUACACUCCAAAUGCCUUAAAUCCACAUGUACAAAACGGUCAGCAUGUGCACUCUCAAACAUGCCCGGUCACUCGCAGAGGCAGAGGAAACGCCAGAGCAAAACCCUGAAGAUAUUCUAUGUUCAAUUCUGUUAGUUCUCAGGCAGGGUAAGUCUGGGAGUGUGCAAAUACAGACUGUCUGGACACCAGCUCUGAGUGAAUGUGAAAUACACUCCACAUGCUUUCUCUGUGUUCAUGACACUCUCCUGCUCUACGUGUCCAUCCUCUCCUCCUCCUCCUCCCUUUCACAUAAUGCACUGAAUGAUACUCUGUUUUUGUUACUCGCCUCACACUUACAGCACACGUAUCACAUUUCAUAUGUAUCGUUAGUCUUCACUUAUUUACCAUACAUUAUAUACCUCAUCCUGCUCCUGACUUCCAAUCAUAGAAUUAUACUUUAGACCACCCCCUUCCCUCUUCUCUCAUUAUAUACAUACACCCUGCCUGCCCCCAAUGUAUGCUCCCCCUUCCCCCCAUCUCUGUUCAUUGUAAACAGAAAAUAUUACUCAUAUCUUCAUUCUUUAUCCAUUCUAUAUUCACCUGAUGAUUAUUGAUUAUCUUUGUCGUCAUUACUGAUUACUCCUCUUAAGAUUGUAAAGCUGUACUCUUUCUUCC
Cyprinus carpio (common carp) is the source of this 6865-nucleotide messenger RNA. It is a transcript of the gene brsk1b, whose product is annotated as BR serine/threonine kinase 1b. The record is from RefSeq and is a predicted model, not a curated record. Gene Ontology annotation, molecular function: protein serine/threonine kinase activity; ATP binding; tau-protein kinase activity. Lineage: Eukaryota; Metazoa; Chordata; Actinopteri; Cypriniformes; Cyprinidae. Gene Ontology annotation, biological process: microtubule cytoskeleton organization; intracellular signal transduction; protein phosphorylation. Gene Ontology annotation, cellular component: cytoplasm.